AUGUCCAGCCCAAAGGAUUCACCUUCCAACGACCCUCCGUCGCAAGCAAGAGGCUCCAAGUCACCCAGCGCCAUGAAUGGAAAGCUGUUCCCUCAGCAGACAUAUGUCUCGCAACCUCUUACUGUUAAGAGAAAGAAGCGAUGGCACGCUAUUGCACUGUCAUUCGCUGCCCUGCUAUGGAUCACGUCGACGUCGCACUACGUCUCAAGGAUACAGCACCGGGCUACACUUCCUGGGCUGAACCUUCGCAGUUAUCCCGGUGAAAAGAUCAAAUGGUCACCAUGUGGCGAGAUUAAUGAUCAUGAGGUAGAGUGCAGCGACAUAAAUGUGCCAAUGGAUCAAUUCAAUGCCACAAACUCGGGUGACAAGACCUUCAACAUCCCAUUGAUUCGACUACGGGGCAAGAAUGCAACACAAAACGUGCUUCUCAACCCCGGUGGCCCAGGUGGCAGUGGAUUCGGUUUCCUCUAUGAGCUUGGCAGCGAGCUAAACACAAUUGUAGGAGAGAACUUCCACCUGCUGAGCUUCGAUCCUCGAGGUGUCAACUCAUCCACGCCUUUGGCGUCAUGCUACCCGGAUGAGGAGACAAAAACCAAGUUCCAUUAUAACCGCGAUGACGAUGUUGUCCGUGAUAGCGGGAAACGCCAUGCCUGGAGCACCAAUUAUGCCAAGGCAUGUGCUGAAAACAUGGGCGAGCACGGAAAAUAUGUCAACACGCCGCAAACUGCUGCCGACAUGAACAGCAUCCUUGAUGCUCUCGGGCAACGGGACAUGGUGUACUGGGGAUUUUCGUAUGGAACACUCUUGGGACAGACAUAUGCAACCAUGUUUCCCGAACGUUCUAAACGAGUCAUUAUCGACGGAGUUGCGAACCAGUUCGAGUGGUAUGAGGCGCAUAUUCUCGAAAUGGAUUUCGUCGACACCUUCAAAGUGAUAGAUGGGUUCUUUGACGAAUGUCUCAAGGCAGGUGGCGAUUGUCCCCUCGCCUCAUUUGCGAAGACCACAGCCGAGCUGAAGGGAAAGAUAUCCGGAAUCACGAGUCAAUUACAUGACGAGCCCAUCUCAGUCUACAAAGAUCCGUCAACGUAUGGUACCAUCGAUGCCAACAACUUCCUGAUAGAUGGCUUCUUCCGCGCGACAUACGCUCCAAAGGGCUGGCCCAAGUUCGCCCAAACCCUAGCCAAUCUUCUCAACGGCAAUGCAACAGAUGCCCUUCUAGCAUUCACAUUCUCAACCUUUGCCAAGAUCAAGGGCGAUUCUACAGACAUCAUUACCCUCAACGACGGCAUAUCCGGCGCCAAGUACUGGGCACAAGGACAUCAGGCGUACAAUGACAAAAUGCAACCUUUCUACAGAAACUUGUCUUUCGCCGCGACCCUCAGCAGACAAUACGGCGCAAAGCAGCAGUGGGCUAUUCCCCGGACACAUAACUACAUCCCGCAAAAGGGCGUCAAGACGACGCAUCCGCUGCUCAUCUUGUCCACGACAUAUGACCCAGUGUGCUCGCUUACUGCCGCAAGGACGGCAAAUGAGGCAUUUGUGGACUCGAGGCUGGUUGAGUUGAAGGCGUAUGGACAUUGUUCGCUGGCUAUGCCUUCGUUGUGUAUUGUGAAGCAUGUGAGGAACUUUCUGAGGGAUGGGAGUAUGCCUCCUGAGGGUGCUACGUGUGAGAUGGACGGGUCGUACUUUGGGAAGGAGGAUGGUAAGGUUGAGAAGAGGGGGGAUGGGGGCGAUGGGAAGAUUUUGGAGGCUCAGGAACGGAUUGCAGAGAAGAUGCGAUGGGUUCUUCCUUGA
Messenger RNA from Pochonia chlamydosporia 170, 1794 nucleotides. RefSeq names its product alpha beta hydrolase fold-1 protein. NCBI's taxonomy places the organism in Eukaryota, Fungi, Ascomycota, Sordariomycetes, Hypocreales, Clavicipitaceae. The coding region runs from base 1 to 1794 and encodes 597 amino acids. The record is from RefSeq and is a predicted model, not a curated record. The transcript has a single exon.